Messenger RNA from Maudiozyma saulgeensis, 732 nucleotides. Lineage: Eukaryota; Fungi; Ascomycota; Saccharomycetes; Saccharomycetales; Saccharomycetaceae. The record is from the annotation of a GenBank genome assembly.
AUGAACUACGAUAAAUAUUUAGUCUUUGGUGACUCCAUCACUGAAUUUUCUUACAACCCCCAAAUCUAUCCAGAAGAUCCAAUUCAAUUCACAUGGGGUGGAGCUUUAACCAGUGCUUACACCAGAAGAAUGGACAUCAUUCAAAGAGGUUUCAUUGGUUAUAAUACCAGACAAGCUAAAAAGAUUCUUCCAAAGAUUUUAGAAAAUGAUGGACAUAAUGUCAAGAUGGCCUCCAUUGGGUUUGGUACCAAUGACGCUUCUACCGCUGGUCCAUUUGUAGUUCCUAUUGAGGAAUAUCGUCAAAACAUGCUUGAUAUGAUUAAGAUGCUUCGUGAUAAAGGUAUUGAAAAAAUUAUCUUAAUCUCUCCAGCUGCCAUGGACCACAAACAUUGGAAGGCAAAGGUCGAAGGGGACAUCAAGAUUGGUAUGGAAAGAAGUACUGAAGCUUUUACUCCAUACGUUAAGUGCCUAGAAGAAAUUGCCCUUAAGGAGAAGAUUGGUGUCGUUAACUUGAACAAACCAUUCCUAGCAGAAAUUUCUAAAAGACCAAACGAUUGGCAAAAGUUAUUUGUUGAUGGUGUUCAUUUAGGUAACGAUGGUUCGAAAAUCUACUUCAAUGAAUUGAUGAAUGCCAUUAAGAAGUACUACCCAGAGUGUUACCCAGACAACUUACCUUACAAACUACCAGAAUAUCCAGAUUUACUUCCAGAUAUGUCCAACUUGAACCCAUAA